CUUACUGUCACGGGCCAUCGUCGGUAAAAACACUUCCAGCUUAUUGUCCGACCAGCCCGGCCUAGUGUGAUUAACGUCAUCUGAAAAGGUUGUGAUCCUUUCAAGACAAUGUCUUCGGAUGCAAGCUCCACCAUCACGACAGAGGUCGUCGAGCCAUCGAUGUCGGCGACAGUCGAGGUUCCUGGCUUAGCUUGCGAAACAUAUCGCGAUACAGACUUCAGUCGCUACCUUCAAUGUCUCUCAGAUACACGACAAGUAGAAGACGGAAUCGAAGAUGAGGAAGAUUUCCAUAAUAUUACAUUACCUGAGCAAUACGUGUUGACCGUUGGGUUGGGAAACUCACGGCCCGUGUUCAUCUUUCUCUACUCUCUCGUGUUUGUCGUUUCGUUCGUUGGUAACUUCGGAGUAUGCUACAUUGUCGUGAGGAAAUCUCGCAUGCGAAGUGUCACCAACUUUUUCUUAGCAAACCAGGCACUGUCUGACGUAUUGAUGGCCGUACUCAAUAUUCCUUUCGUGGUGACCAAGCAAUUGACUAACCUAUGGGCUGUAGGUGUGGUGAUGUGCCAUCUUGUCGACUACAUGGGUGUCAUGUCCGUCUACGUCUCGACGUUCAUCCUGACAAUCAUCGCCAUCGAUAGACAUCGGGUCCUAGUUCACCCACUACGACCUCGUAUCACGAUGUCCACUGCUAUUGUGAUCGCGAUAUCAAUAUGGAUUCUUGCCUUCCUACUCGCGAUUCCGUUCGCUGUGUUUGUGAAGUUAGUUACUUACGAAGUCGGCAGCACAACUGGUUACACCUGCAUUGAAAGCUAUCCCCACGAGCAUUGGCUCACCAUCGAAAAUGCCAUAGCAUGGAGCACCCUCAUCUUUCAGUAUAUCCUUCCGUUCACCAUCAUCGCAGCUUCCUAUAUCAGUAUUGGCCGUAAAUUAUGGUCCACUAGGGCUGUUGGGGAUACAAUGGCUGCGCAGCAAGCAGCAACGGCCCGCAGAAAGAUCCGAACAACGAGAUUGUUAGUUCUAGCGGUAUUGGUAUUUGGUAUCUGUUGGUUGCCUUUACAUGUAUAUCUAAUAGUCACUCGAUACAUGGCACACCACAAAGACGCUUUCACCUAUCUCUGCUGCCAUUGGUUUGCUAUGUGUAGUGUCUGCAUCAACCCUAUCGCGUUCUGUUUCCUCAACGAGAGCCUCCGUUCUGACAUCCGUGUCACCCUCAGCAAGUUCGCCAGUCGCAUACGGGGCACCAAGAACGAUGGCGUCAACAACCAGACGCUGUCGCAGGCGGGAAAUCCCCAUUCCGUCACCCAUCAAUCCGGUUUGACAUCCGAAGCUCCCGGCUCGCCUCGCAUGGUUCACAAGAGGGUCGGUCCAUCUGAUGACCGGAACGGUAACCUUAUCAUGGUGGCAGCUAUUGCAGGUAACGAUGACUUGUUACAAGGUGCCUCUCAUGUUUAACAAUUAAAGUGUACCACUUCGUAUUGAGAAGCCUCUUUAUUACUUGCAGACAAUUUCAUGAAAAUAGAAGAAUAAGUCAUUUGAAAUCUUCAGUGAGCAAAAUAGAGUUGUUGUGUUGGAGAUGAUAAGCUUAUUAGUAAUGAUAUUAGUUUUGCUCAGACACGUUUGUUUACACCCCUUCAUAAUAAAUAAUCUUCAAUUAUUCAAAUCUAAUGAACGUUGAAUAAGCUAACGUAAGCCCUAUGACUAAAAGUCAUGAUUAAAUCAAGUAACAAGUCUCACCAUAUCUCAAAUGCUGCAAUAUGAUGUACGAUGUUAUGAUUGUAGCUGUAAUUUUGCUUCAUCAUUUUCUCUUUUUGUUCAAUUAGAAUAUUCAUUUCUAAGUAACAGUGUGAUGCGGGCAGAGAUGAUAUUCGAAUCGAAUAUGAUCUUAUGAAUUUUAAAUGUUUACCCCUUGGAUUUGAAGGACGCAGCACUAGGAGGAAUGAUAGAUGACCGAAGAUCUAUCGGCCUUUUCUAAGGAAGGAUACGGAUGUGUGAGACACAUCAAUAAAGAUGUAAAAAAAAAAUAUGCGGUUUUGAGCUGUGAGACUAUUUCGAUUUUUGUAAACCGAAUUGUAGAAGUUAGAUAAUGUACAUUGGAAGAUGCAUUCAGAUAAUUAUUUUAAUAUAUUUGUUAAUUUUACUGUUUUCUUAUUAAGGUAAUAGAUCUAUUGAAUUGUGAUAUAUAGUUGUGUUCAUUUUCUGUUGUAUAAAAGGUAACAAAGAAAAAAAGAAAACAAAAGUGAUUUUAGUUGUUGAGUUCAGCUAUUGUUACAAUCUUUUCACGAUUAGCGUGAUCAUUAAAUGAAAUCAUAAUAACAGGUAUCUUCAAUGAAAUCACAAUUAUUACGUAUUCCGGGGCGGAGAGCGCCGCCGCAUUUUCUGACGGGAUAGGAACAAGACGAAUAUUUUUUUUUUCAUUUUUUUUCUCAAUGAAUAAUAGGGGCUUUAUAAAAACAUUGUUCCAAAAUGAAACCUACUCUUUGAAUAUUUUCAUUUCUCUUUCCCCUUUCUUCCUCUUUUCCGCCUCCUUUCUUAACUUUUUAGAUUGAAUUACUGGCAACGAGGGAGGAAUAGGGUGGUUGGUCUGUGGGCUGGGUGUAUAUUAGAGGCAAAAACUCCAGACGUUGCAACGACAAUUUAACCUUAACCAGAUUUUACUUUGAGAAUGGUCUUUUUAACGGAGAAUCUUGGGGGCAAUGUUUAGGGGAGGGGGUGGUUGUAUAUACAUGUAGCAUCAAAUAAUUGAACCUACACUGACUCAAAAUCUAUAAGGCUUGAGGGAUGGUUACCUCUCGAGAUAAGUAAUGGCCUUUAUUACCACGUGGCUUCAAAUCUUCACUUAAGACCUACAUUUUUCCUCAAUAAUUGAUUUCCCUUUUUAUCUUGAAUAUUGUAGUAAUUAUUGCAAAUGUUAAAUUGUUAUUCCUACAUUGUACGCGCUAUGGUACUUUUUGUUUUUAGCACCUCUAAAUACCCAUUAUUAUUAUUAUUAUUAUUACUACUAACAACAUAUAUAGUUUUAAAUAAGCCCUUGGGUCCUUCAAAAAUAUUAUGAAUCGGGCCUUUGUCAAAGGCAAAGAAAAGGGGAACAAGUGAUCACCCCCUUGGCCCUUUGGAUAUUAACACAGUUUCAGUAUUCGGGGUGUAAUAUUGUUUUUGUAUAUUAUAUCUUUGUGGCGAUAGAUAAGUGUAAAUAUUCUACAGAUAUGGAUCAAUUUCUCACACGAUUUUUCCCAUUUCACAAGACUUUGUACUACAACUUUGCCUUCUAUUAACGCCUAUGCAUAUAUCAUAGCUAUUCUCUAUCACAGCCCGAUUGGCCUCAAGUUAGACAAGAGUUUGGUCAACUUUCUUGUUCACUAUUCAUCCAGUUUUGUCAUAUUUCUAUCGCUUUCACUAUUACAGUACAAUGAUAUUUGUAUAUUAUAUUGUAAAUAAAACACACGGAUUUAUUCUCUA
Molecule: messenger RNA, 3456 nt
Organism: Lytechinus variegatus (green sea urchin)
Lineage: Eukaryota; Metazoa; Echinodermata; Echinoidea; Temnopleuroida; Toxopneustidae
Gene: gpr83
Product: probable G-protein coupled receptor 83
Exons: 2
Coding region: 109-1452 (447 amino acids)
Biological process (GO): G protein-coupled receptor signaling pathway
Cellular component (GO): plasma membrane; neuron projection
Molecular function (GO): neuropeptide Y receptor activity; neuropeptide binding
Source: RefSeq, a predicted model, not a curated record